Messenger RNA from Cephus cinctus (wheat stem sawfly), 3661 nucleotides. Its product is annotated as tyrosine-protein kinase receptor torso. Gene Ontology annotation, cellular component: signaling receptor complex. Gene Ontology annotation, biological process: multicellular organism development; protein phosphorylation; positive regulation of kinase activity. The transcript is spliced from 18 exons. The coding region runs from base 943 to 3405 and encodes 820 amino acids. Lineage: Eukaryota; Metazoa; Arthropoda; Insecta; Hymenoptera; Cephidae. The record is from RefSeq and is a predicted model, not a curated record. Gene Ontology annotation, molecular function: ATP binding; transmembrane receptor protein tyrosine kinase activity.
GAGGUCGAAAGCGAAAUGGUUACGCGGUAUUUCUUAAAUGUCGCUGACGACGAUUAGUGCUAGCAACACCGUGGAUAAUCAUAUCACGUGGAAAAUAUAUUUCACUAAUCGCACUAAUAUUUACUGUUUCGCAAAUUUCCUUAAUAUCCACGAAUCUCAUUUUGUACUAUAUGAAAACCGCCUUAACUGUUUAACGGUCAAUAUUGUAAAAUCAAAUUCCCACAUAACUAGUGCGUGGAUAUUCUUUGUUUUAAUUAUACUAUUGUUCAUUUUCUUUACUUGUACGCCUUAUGUAUUACAAUUGGCUUGUGUAGCCUUGCUGUGACGUUAACCCGCCUCUAGACGACCGGAAACUGUUCUACAUAUACAGUGUAUUUCAAGAAAGAGCAUCCGCAAGUUAUUCACGCAUGGAGUGGAGAAGAAUCGUUUUUUAAGCUUUGUGAUUCAAGUCUAGUUCCCACUUUAUUUGUGUUUACCAGCUUUUAUCAUUCGAUGUAAAACAAAAAUGUAAAUACACGGUGAGCUUUAAAAUUGCAUCUGAUCGUAAAUAUCACGUAAAUUGGUAGGAAUAGCAGAAAUAUUAAGUAACAAUAGACACCUCGUGUCAUAUAAAAAUUAAUUUAUCAGAAUUUUUUAUUCAUACUAAUUAAUAUUUAAUUUUCUAUCAAAUCUCGCUAAACAAACAGUUAACGAAACAUUAAUUCAUUACAAGGGCAAGAUAUCAAUCAAAAUUGAAACAUUCAUUUGUUAAGUGUUAUCAUUCAAUGAUUUCUAAUAAUAAUUCAAUACGUUUGACGAUUAAUAUAGUUUUUACGUGUAUCGCUACAAUCAAAAGGAAGAAGAGAAGUUAAACAACGAAUUUAUAAAGAAUAAGAAAAUUCGGUGGUACUACAGUUAAACGAUGAAAAUUUUAAAAAAUGAUAUAAUGAUACAUACAAAAUAAUGUAUAUCUGUAUGAUUUUACUGUUAACCGUCGUGUCGCCUACUUCCGUUUCUGGAAUGACAUUUGAAGAAGCCGCUCAAAAAGCACAAUGUCUCUCCAAGUGUGUCGACGAAUCUUGCUGGAAAGAUUGCGAGGAAAUCGGUGACGAUUUGUCUGGUAUUAUUUUUUUGAAAGAAAAAACUGCUGCUAAUGUUCGCGUUCAUUGUGCCGGUCCAAAUAUUUUGAUGAUUGCGCAUGAUCCAGGAUUAUACGUGAUUGAGAUAAAUGAUCAAAAUGAGUCUUGGACGGAGGCAUAUGUCAAAAAUGGUACAGUCUCGACAUUCGGAAAUUUAUCAGCGGAUACAAGUUAUGCAUUUCACUUGCAUAAGGUUAAGAAGAACGGUUUAUAUCAGUCGGAAGUAACGCCAUGGUUCUCUACAGAAAAAGUCGAUUAUAAACCUGGACCGGUGAGAAAUAUUUCGGUAAAAAACUUUAUGGCGGACGACACUGACGUAAAACAUUUGCAGGCUGAAAUUGUAUUUGAGCCAGAGGAAAAAGCCAACUGCUAUUUCAGCAUUACUAUACAUCCUUUUUCAAGACACGACAUUAUGUACAUUAUGGAGCCCACGGAAUUUCGAAGCAUCGUAGAGGGAUUACGUUACAACACCAAUUAUACAGGAAACAUAACGUCCUAUCCAAGUAAAGAUAUAUGGAACGUGGACGAACCAAAUAAACAUGACUAUUGGUUUAUGACGCCUUUAUGUUUGGAUAUACAAAAGAAUACAAGUGUCUGUCCUCCAGAUGAUGUCAAGGGAUUAGAUGCGAAAGUCAAGUGGAACGGAGAAUCUUCCGACAUUAUUGUUUGGUGGGAAAAAUCCAAAAUUCAACCAGAAUUGUAUCACGUGGAGAUUGAAUGGCGGAAGGGUUACGAGAAAUACAAUACCGAUUUAACAGUGCCAGGGAAUACGACUGAGGUUUUCUUUCCUGACGUUGGCGUUCGCGCCGAUUCUUCGUAUCGAGUUGUCAUCGUCGCGGAAUCCAAUGGUCGACGCACUGUGCCAUUGGAAAUUAAUAGAAUGGUGAAUAACGUUUCAGACACUCCUUAUUCUGUAUACAUUGGGAUCGCUAUUAUACUUUUGGUAAUCGCCUUAUUAAUGACGACUGGAAGUGCAUAUACGUAUUGCAGAUACGUGAGGAGAAAACGAUGCAAAAAGAAAGUAAUAUAUUUCGAAACUUUCAAGAAAAAGGAUGGGAAUUUUGAAACAGAAAAGGACAAAAUAACGUCCGACUAUAUGACUGAAAUUAAUGAAAAGCUACUGGUCGAUGAAUAUGAAGUGGAAACAGAUAAAUUGCAAAUCAAACAAGUAUUAGGAAGUGGCGCUUUUGGAGUGGUGAGACUUGGAACAAUGCUUGAUAAAUUUGAUCAAGAAAUCGAUGUGGCGAUAAAAAUGUUAAAUGAGAAUCCAACUGCUGAUGAUGUCAGUAAUUUUCAACAAGAAAUUAUGACUAUGAAGUUCACUGGCAAACAUCCAAAUAUUGUAUCAUUUUUGGGAUGCUGCACAAUAAAUAGUAGCCCUAUGCUGAUAGUGGAAUAUUGUUCUCGCGGUGAUCUGCAAAGUUAUCUCAGAAGGGCGUGGGAAGAAGUGGGAGUUUGUACGAUACGAAACAAAAAUGAGUGGCUAGUGAAUGCAGACGCAUUCUUUAAAAGAAUUAAUAAUUUUGAUAAUGAAGUUUCUAAUUGUCUUUACGAUCUUGAUCAAGACAUGCUGAGAAACGUGGAACCGAUAACAGCGAUGGAUUUGCUUAAUUUCGGACGUCAGGUUGCCAUUGGAAUGGAAUUUCUUUCAUUGAAUCGCAUAGUUCAUCGAGACUUGGCAACGCGCAACGUACUAGUCAGUGGAGACAAAACGGUCAAAAUAUCUGAUUUUGGUCUGAGUCGUGAUAUUUACCAAGAAAACAUUUAUAGAAAACAAGGGAACGGUCGAUUGCCAAUAAAAUGGAUGGCUAUUGAGUCCCUGACUCAUCAAGUCUACACAACGCAAAGCGACGUAUGGUCCUUUGGUAUUUUGCUAUGGGAAAUAGUAACCCUGGGCGGCAAUCCAUAUCCAGGAACACCGACAAACAGAGUACUGAAGCUUCUUCAAUCGGGAUACAGAAUGGACAAGCCAGAAAACUGUGGAAUUGAAUUAUAUCAGAUAAUGCUGUCGUGCUGGAACGAGAAUCCACGAUGCAGACCAAGCUUUACCGAAUUAAAAGAAAAUCUUGACAAACUGCUGGGUACCCUUUCUGAAAAAGAGUAUCUGACUCUCAUAGGCAAUUUUCCUGGGGCUGACGAAAGUUCUGCAUACGAGGAAUCGUCGUCGGAUGAUGAGACUGAGGAUUUUCGAAAAUCGCCAAAGUUACGGUUACUCUCGCCCAUGCGUUACGUCAGCGAGCUGCGCAGUGACGAUGCGCAGAUAACCGAUUUAACGCGGAUCACUUGACAUUUCGAAUAAAUUCAAAUGACAGAAACGUUUAAAUUGAAUAUGUAAAACACGUUACACUGUAUCAUUCCAUUAAUAGUGAAUAGUACGUUGAUACACAAAUAUAAAUAAGUCUAAUGUAUUAUCCCAAAGAAUUAACUCUAAGCACUGUAUUAAAGUGGCACAGUUUUCUCGUCGAGUCAGCACUUUCGCGAAUGACACUUUUUUUUCUUUGUAACAAAACAAGACGCGUUUAAUAAAUUAUUAUCACACGCAA